UAUCGGAUCACACUACAGGCAUUGGAUAGAGUCUGACUGAGUCGAACGCUCGUCGCCCCCUUCCUCAGCUCGAACAAAGAGGAGCGGCAAUGACCAUGGCCGCCUCCGCCUUCCUCCUACCAUCGUUUUUCCCCAAGCUCACUCUCCUCGCCGCGCCCCUCCACCGCAGUUCCUCAAGAGGGCUCCACCUCCGCUGCUCUCCCAAUGGCGCCGCCGUGCCAGAAUCCCCCAAACCCGCCUCUCGCCGCGGCCGCAAGAAGUCCCCGUCCCCGUCGACGCCAAAGGCGAAGGCGACAAGGCGUCGAACCAAGAAGGCAGACCAGGAGUCGGAUUCUGAGGGUGAGGAGGAGCCGGCGAAGCGGACCAUCCGCCGGACAAGGAAGUCCAAGCAAGAGACCAAGCAGGAGGAAGUGGAGGCCCAGGCGGCGAUCCACGGAACGGAGAAGACGAAUCGAGAGGCCGAAGAGGAGGAUGGGGUGGAUCUGGAGAGCGACAACGACGACGGGGUGGAUUUCUCGAACGAAUGGCCGCCGCUGGUGUGCUGCUUCGGCGCGCCGCGGUGGGAGUUCGUGCCCACGGUGCGGGUGUCGGACAGACAGAUGCACCCCGACCAGUACUCCACGUGGCGGCACCUGCAGUGGGAGCCCCCGGAGUUCGCGCGCGCGCCUGGGAGCGCGGCGAGCAACGUGGCCAUCGCGAUCUCCCGGCUCGGCGGGCGAGCCGCGGUGCUGGGUAAGGUCGGCGACGACGACUUCGGCCGCGAGCUUGUCUACCGCAUGAACUGCGAGCGGGUGCAGACACGCGCCAUCAGAUUCGACGGCAAAGCGGCCACGGCCACCGCGCGCAUGAAGGUGGGCUUCCGGGACCGGGAGGACGGCAAUGGCGGCACGAAACUUGUGGCCGAGACAGUGAAGUGCUCUGCCGAGGACUCGCUCCGCAAGACCGAGGUCAAUUUAGAUGUGUUGAAAGAGGCCAGAAUGUUCCAUUUCAAUUCAGAAGUCCUAUUAACUCCCUCAAUGCACGACACACUAUUCAGAGCCAUUGAGCUGUCCAAGAAAUUUGGAAGUAAAGUAUUCUUUGAUCUCAAUUUGCCAUUGCCAUUGUGGACUUCAAGAGACGAGACGAAGGAGGUGAUAAAGAGGGCAUGGAAAGAGGCUGAUAUCAUAGAGGUGUCAAGGGAUGAGCUGGAAUUCCUCCUUGAUCAUGAGUACUAUGAAUACAAGAGGAACACUCCACCUCAGUAUUAUUUGGAAGGUUUUCAUUUCACAAGAAACUGGCCACAGUACUACCACUACACCCCUGAAGAGAUCGCUCCUAUCUGGCAUGAUGGGAUAAAGAUCUUGCUUGUGACCUAUGGGACACUUCGGAUCCACUACUACACGCCCAAAUUUCAUGGCUGUGUGGUUGGGACAGAGGACGCGCUCAUAACUCCAUACACAACUGACCGAACAGGCUCUGGGGAUGCUGUUGUUGCUGCUGCUAUUAGGAAGUUGACAAGUUGUCCUGAGAUGUAUGAGGAUCAGGAUAUAUUGGAGAGGCAACUAAGGUUUGCUGUUGCUGCUGGAAUCAUAUCACAGUGGACAAUUGGUGCCGUGCGAGGGUUUCCUACUGAGAGUGCCGCCCAGAACUUGAAGGAACAGGUCUAUGUGCCUUCUAUGUGGUGAAAUGGUAAACCAUUUGUGAUGGAACAACGACAUAUACAAUACAAGCAUACUUCAUGAAUGGUUUAACAGAACUGAACGAGAUAACUUUUUUUUUUUUUACCACGAGUCAAGAGCUAACAGGUGCCACUUAUAUGCGCCAAUUGCUCAGGGACCCUGUGCUGAAAAAGUACACCAGUACUAUGAGGAACUGGAAAGAUGAAUGUUUACCAGGAGUUGCACUGUUUGGUGUAUAUUGAUGAGUCGGAGGAAAUUCUAUCUAUGUCCAUGUUACAUGCAGUUAAGCUCGCAGUGUGUUUGAAGACCGAAGUAUCCAUUCCUCUUUAGAGUAAGUUCAUGUCACUUAAUCCUGUGUCUUUUUUGCACAAGCACCCUGGAAGAGGAUUUGCAUAAAAGUACUCCUCUUGCCUUGGACUUCGACCAGAAAACCUCUGAUAUGGACCUCCAAGUCUGUUUUCAUGAUGCAUCUUCACUUCACUUUCAAAUUCAUUCCAAUUUAUUGUACCUUCAUCAAGCUUGUCAAUGAGCUCCACAAUCUUCUUCCUAUAGAAAUAAAAAAAUUCAGCACUUUGAAUUGAGUUCUAAGUACUCAAAACAACAUUCCCAGAAAUUUACCUGUCAGGUUUAAUGGUUUUUCGGAAUCCUUCAUAUCUUCUGUGACCCUGGACUGCUUUGGCCAUAUUCCCAUCAUAUGUAUACAUAAAAACAUCACUCUGGAGGGCUACAUUGUAGUCCACAGCCGCUAGUCUGUUUUGGUACAGCUUGAGAGACUCUAAUUCAUUUACUGUUGCCAGACUAUAAUGUGUAUACACGUUUGGAUACUCAGCCUUCAAUGCAUCCAUGCUAUGUACACCAUAUAUUUCACCUGCUACAAUGUAGAUCUUCGUGCUGGAAGGAUAACCCAUAGCUUUAAGGAAAAGAGCUGCUUCACGAGGAGUCAUAGGGCAGCCACCAUGGAGUCGCUUCUCUUUACUGUUGAUUUCCUUCUCUUUCCAGUGCCGCACCUUGAGUCGCAUCUCUCUCAGUUCCUCUGUCUCUUGAUGUGUUAGGUUGUGGCUGCAGCCGGUAAAUGAGAGCAUGUCCUUCUCGUAUCUGUCAGUUUAUAAGAAAACAAAAGGUAGAUGGAUGCUUUAGUUAGGCGGCAGACAGGCAAGAGCUCAGGCUUCAUAUUGUCCAAUCAACAAAGAGCUCUUUCUUGCCCGUAUUCUAGUCAUAGAAGCACUAUUGUAGCACUUCGUGAGGAUAGGAUCGAUUGAUGUAAACUCUCACUUUAUGUCCUUUCCUGUUUUUAGCUCUCCUUUUCUUUUAUUUUCUUUUUUGGAAGGCUAAGGAACGCAACAGUCACAUUUUCUUCCCUAGAAGCUCAUGUAGAUUUUUUUUUGUCUUAAGAAUUAGACGGCGUGAGGAACCGCCAAAAUUUUGUUCAUGUGCAGGAUUUGGUAUUUGCUCUGGAUAUCUGUCUUGAUUUUGAAAUGGCAAACUUGUCUGUAGUCU
Molecule: messenger RNA, 3155 nt
Organism: Phragmites australis (common reed)
Lineage: Eukaryota; Viridiplantae; Streptophyta; Magnoliopsida; Poales; Poaceae
Product: fructokinase-like 1, chloroplastic
Exons: 5
Coding region: 90-1664 (524 amino acids)
Biological process (GO): plastid transcription; chloroplast organization
Cellular component (GO): chloroplast nucleoid
Source: RefSeq, a predicted model, not a curated record